Messenger RNA from Heterotrigona itama, 711 nucleotides. Lineage: Eukaryota; Metazoa; Arthropoda; Insecta; Hymenoptera; Apidae. The record is from the annotation of a GenBank genome assembly.
AUGGUACCUGAUGGUCUGGACUUGAAAAAUAAGGUGUUGUCGUGGCUUAUAUUUUAAUAAAAAGUAUUACUAUUCGCUAGUUUUAUCUUAGAAUUCAUUAAUUAUAUUAUUUAAUAAUUACCGUUUCGCAAUGUGACGAAUACGGCAGUGAGUAAAAAAUUUAGUAUUGAAUCUUUUUUUUUUCUAAUUUACAUUGUUCGUGGAAGAGAAUCUUCAGAAUUUGUUUAAUACUUUCUUCGUCGUUGAUUUUUUGCAGAAAGUGCAUAUUUCACAAACGUGAAAAAUAAUUAAUCAAAUUAUCGUUCCACACGGCAUUUAUUAAACUUUUACAUGUACAUAAUUAAAAUCUGUCAACAUGAUAAGUAUCAAGCACUGAUACUUGUGACUUUCCUAUUUUCUCCAUCUGAAACAUUUUAUCGUUAACACAAACUUUUUAAAGAUACACAAGCAGGAAAUAUUUUCUUUAAAUAACAAAAUGAGAAAAGUUGUAACUCGGCCCAAAGGGAAACAUUUCCAUUGCAUCGUAGUCCAAAUUCGAAGGGCUAACCAUGAGUCUACCGCAUCCUCCUGCAGAUCUGCAGAGAAAAUAAAAUCCAGCGGAACGGUACCAACAAAAUCCCGAAUUAGUCAGACGACUCGAUGAGAGGUACGAAUGGUACAAAAAGCGCGAGGGGACAAGCCAGAAUCGACCGUGAAUGAAAGCGAUCCGAG